CAGACAAUCAGUCAGGAGGACCAGAGUCCCAGCGGCAGUUUUGGAGACUCUGAGCGGGGAAAAACUGUGUCCAAUACGGGAGAACUCAGAAGGGGGAAUCCGACAUGAGUUGGGGAACGGAGCUCUGGGACCAGUUUGAAAAUCUGGACAAACACACUCAGUGGGGGAUCGAUUUUCUGGAGCGCUACGCAAAGUUUGUCAAGGAGAGGCUGGACAUUGAGCAAAACUACGCCAAGCAGCUACGGAACUUGGUGAAGAAAUACUGUCCAAAACGCUCUAAGGAUGAAGAGCCGAGGUUCACAUCAUGUCUGUCGUUCUACUCCAUUCUGAAUGAACUCAACGACUAUGCUGGUCAGAGGGAGGUGGUGGCAGAGGAGAUGACUCACAAGGUGUAUGGAGAGCUGAUGAGGUACAGCCAAGACCUCAAAGCUGAAAGGAAGCACCAUCUACAGGAGGGCAGGAAGGCCCAGCAGUAUUUGGAUCAUUGCUGGAAACAGAUGGACAAUAGUAAAAGGAAGUUUGAGAGAGAGUGUAAGGAAGCAGAGAAAUCCCAGGUGACCUAUGAUCGGUUAGAUAAUGACAUCAACGCCACCAAAUCAGAAGUGGAGAAGGCCAAAGCCCAGUUCUACCUACGGACUCACAUGGCUGAUGAGAGUAAGAACGAGUACGCUGCUCAGCUACAGAACUUCAACGCUGAGCAGUGGAAACAUUUCAACAAUGCCAUACCACACAUCUUCAAGAAUCUGCAGGACAUGGACGAACGUCGGACAGUGAAGCUUAGUGAGACAUACCGGAGUUUUGCUGAGGCGGAGCGGAGAGUCAUUCCCAUCAUCUCCAAAUGUCUAGAUGGAAUGGUAGCUGCCGCAAAAUCUGUCGAUCAGCGAAAGGAUUCGACAAUUGUGGUGGAGUCAUUUAAGUCUGGCUUUGAACCUCCGGGCGACUUUCCCUUCGAAGACUUCAGCCAGAACCUGAGCAGAACGGGUUCAGAUGGGACCAUCAGCAACACACCCAAAGGAGAUCGAGACAGAGAUGGGGCCCCGGGGCCACGAUCCGACCCAAAACACCCUAUGAGCAGAACCAAGAACAAGCUUUGGCUGUUUGGGAAGAAACCAAAGUCCCCUUCCUCCUCUCCUCCUCCACCACCUUCCUCCUCCUCCCGUCCCCGGCCCACCUCCCAACUGUUCCCUCCACCCCGGUUCAGUUCUGAUCUUGUGAGCCACUAUCUGUCUGAGAUAAAGACUACAGUACCCAGAAUCCCCCAGAAUUUGAGGGUCCUGAGGAGAGGGGCCCCGUCUCUGGAGGAUUUUAGUCACUUACCCCCCGAGCAGAGGAGGAAGAGGCUGCAGCAGAGAAUUGAUGAACUCAGCAAAGAGCUCCAGAAAGAGAUGGAUCAGAGAGAUGCUCUGAACAAGAUGAAGGAUGUGUAUGAGAAAAAUCCACAGAUGGGAGACCCCAGCAGCCUGCAACCUAAAAUAUCAGAGACCAUUUGUAACAUGGAGAAACUGCGCUCGGAAAUCCAUAAAAAUGAGACUUGGUUAUCUGAGGUGGAGGGAAAGCAGAGCUCCAGAGGAGACAGAAGACACAGUGCUGACAACCACCAUCACACUCCUCAAGGCAGAGAAAGUCCUGAGGGCAGUUACACAGACGACACCAGCCAGGAGCAUCACACGCCUCACCAGCGCUCCGGUCCUCCACAGCCCGGACACCCGAACCCCGACCCUCAUGAGUUUGAUGAUGAAUUUGAUGACGAUGACCCGUUGCCUGUCAUUGGACACUGCAAAGCGCUAUACUCCUUUGAUGGUCAGAACGAGGGGACGCUAGUGAUGGCAGAAGAUGAGGUGUUGUACAUCAUCGAGGAGGAUAAAGGCGACGGCUGGACGAGGGCGAGGAAGCAGAGCGGAGAGGAGGGCUACGUUCCCACCUCCUACGUAGAAAUCACCCUGGAGAAAAACAGCAAAGGUUCCUGAGGGCUGCAGGGUGGCCGGGCGAUUUGAUUGGCUGGUGGAGGGCUCACGCUGAUUGCUGAUAGUUGGUGGUGGGGAUGCCUGAAAAAGAGAGAAACAGGGGGAAAGAGAGAGGUAGAGAGGGAAAGGGAGGUGAAGUGGGCUGGGAGGCAGGUUUGCAUGUCUGCAUGCUCACAUAUCCACGAUCAGCAAAGCAUUUUGGGUUCUAGAGGAGGUAGGGAGGCUCAUACUGUACGUAGAAGAGAUGAUCCCAAAACCAUAAACAGGAAAUAUAUUUAUUCUUUAAUCUUAAGGUAGGAUCCUAACCAGUACCCACAGGAGAUGUCCCACCCUGAACUGUAGGUUUCUGCUGCUCUUAAGACAGAUUGUCUUAAGCGCAGCAGAACAUGAAACCGAAAAGACCUUUCAGACCGGGAAGUGACAACUGCAACAGCAUACGCUCAGUUGUCAGUUUAUGAGGUACACCUAAGUUAAACUAAUACAACAAUCAUGCCAUAAAUCCAAACUUCACGAAGGUUAUAAUGUUCAGUUUUUGUAGAAGGGUGUUGAUUCAACUCUGUGAUCAUUGGAAACUUAAAAAAAAGGCUGACUGGGUUAACUAAAACAGAUGGAGGGAUCUAUCGGGCUGACAUUUAUUUUGCCAUGUAAUUUUUUUCAUGUCCGAGAAAUGGAUAAUUUUAAAUAAAAUAGCAUUUCAAAACAAAUUCCACUUUAACAGCUAGCCUCGACUAAACCUACAUGUACUUACUAUUCUUCUCCCCUAACUGCUUCCUGAAAUUGAAGUAUUUAAAUUAAAUGUUGACAACAUUUGUUCAACAGUACCACAAAUUACAUCUUCCAUAGUUAUCAUGGAGUUGAAGAAACACCUUCUGAAACAUUUUCAGCAAAAUCUAUACAUUAUAACCUGCAAGACAGUUAUCUUAGACUGCAUGCAUUUUAGCCGGGUGCACCUAGUGAACUGCCAACAGAGUGUAUAUAUACAGUGGGUUUUACCAGAAUCACACAGUUAGCAUCUUUUUUUAUUUGCAUCCAGUUGCAAGCAGCGAAAAUGUGGAAAAUCUGUGCUUGUUCACAUAGACGACAGCCACAUUCCCUCUCCUCUGCUGCUGGACUGCAAAACUAAACUACUACUGUGUUUUUAUGAAAAUGGCCAUGAGCAGCAGCCUGAACCUUCCCGGACUGUAAUGGCCUGAAGAGGUGGGGCUUGUUUGAUGGGCACACAUCUGAAACAGGUUUGUUUAAGAGCAAAUCAGAGGGGAAAUACCUGAAGUUGAACUCUCUGUGGGUUAAAACAUUAAAGGAUUUUGCACUUUAAGCCACAUUCUAACUGAUGAUGUUAGGAGGUGUUUCUACUUUUGACCAUAAAUACAAUAGAAAACUUCUGCUACAUUACGACCACACUGAUUGGGAUGUGGCUCAAAACAAGUCAUACAUGUGUGCUUGAAGGUUUCAUCUCACAGACAGUAGUCCAGCAGCAGCCUUUCCUGUCUGAUUUGAUGCAGAUUUAUCCUUUAAUGACUAUCAGCAGCAUUUCCCAACUUCACUGAUUCACUGUUUGCUUUGUGCUUGUAUGGAAUAGCUUACCUUUUAUAAAUUAAAGUAAGUCUUUUCUCUGUAGGCGCUGGCUAAGGUGUUGUAGGACAAGUUUCUCUAAGUCUUUUGAAAUAACUAUCAUUAAAACUUAUUUUGUUGGGAUUUUUCUGUCAAAUGAAGGAGCUCUAUAAUCCAUAAAAUAGCUUUCUAACAAGAAAUUCUAAUCACAGGGUCGACUUAUUUGGUGAAGACGGUGAUGACAUAAUAUCCCAGCAACUCUGUCCACUGAGAAAGGUCAUCUGUGUGGCUGAAAGCUUUGCAAACACCAAGUAAAUGGACCUUGUGAUGAGAAUUUCCUAUCAAACUGUUAUUUUCAAGUGGAAACCUUCCAAAUCAAAGCAUGCCAGCUUACAUCUUUGAGCUGGUGCUUUUUAGUGAAGAUUUCUCAGUUCUCUCCUGCCAUAAAUUAUUUAAAUAAUUUCUCACCAUUUCCUAAUUUGUUUUCCACUUGCCAUAUUUCCUUAAAUCAGACUCCCAACACAUAAACGCCCCCCCCCCGCCGCCAACUUUUAGUCCAGCUCUUCCUGAGAAAACCUGUUGAUUUCAAACUCAGAAUACCAGAGCUUAUUAACAUACAGGGUCAGGUAUUUGCUUACAGUAUUUGCUGCCACUAACAAUAUCAGUUCUGCACUACUCCAACUCACUCCUGUCAUCAUCGUCAUCAUUAUCUGUGCUCUGUUGGUGAUGUCUGCCUGCCUGAGCCACUCUGCUCCUCAUGCCUGCCCUCACCCUCAUACAGUCGCAUGUUUUUAACGUGUCGUUUUUGUCUCCCAAACAUAAUCAGGUGACUUUAACUGCAACUUUGAACUUUGUUGUACGUUGAAUGCCAUAUCGUCAUGGUGUGUUCAUGGACUUCCAGCAUGAGUAUGAUUUAUUUAUCUUUGUUUAAUGUCUCUCAAACAUCGUCUGGGUAAAAUCAGAGGUACUCAUUAGGCAGAUAGCAGGACUAUCAGGAGAAAACAGGAUCUCUCUUCCCCUCUCCUCCUUUUUUUUCUUUCUUUUCCCACCUUUCCUCUUCUCUCCCUUGGUUGUAAGUCCACCAGUCGACCAGCAGAUGGCAGCCUUUCUUCACCUAACCACCGCUCAGUUCGAGCCGGACUGGGCCACUCUGAUUAACACCAAACAAAUAAGAGGAGCUCGGGUGCCGUUGUGGUCAGACUCUGCCUUAAAACUUCAUGUUGUUUUACUGUGGAGGGAUUUUUCCACACAUGCACAUCUGGAUGGGUCUGCUCUUCAGCCCAACAACAUCUCCCAUCAGCCACCUGGGCUCAUCCCUCGCCUCUGUGGAGGGGUGAACUGCAUUUCCAUGAAAAGUUUUUUCCCAUUUAAUCAGUUGUAUUUGUGAAUGUGACGACACGCACGCAUGUGUCAACCACAUGUACGCGCAGGUGUGGAAAACCAAACAGGCCAGAUUUAGCCUGUUUGGCUUUCCAUGCACAGUAACAUGUAAAAGUGUGUACAUGUGUUACAUGCGUGACGUUAGUUUUUACCAUUGAAUGAUUUGUAUAUAUUAACAUCUCUUAUGUCAUGCUGAAUGUGUUUCCAUGGUGACUGUUUUUUAGGUUUGUUCGAUUGACACUCUUCAUGAGAGACAACAAGGUUUGAAUUGAACCGAUGCACUUUGCCCUGAAGUACCACAGCAUUUGAAUCUGAUUAAAUGAACGAGUGAAUAAAUGAAUGAACGAAUGACUGAAGGUCUGUGUUGUCUGCUGAGAGAGGCGUGAUCUUUAUGAAUGACCACUGUGUAGCAGCGAGAAACAAAAGCAGCACUAGUAAUUUUCUCUUAAAUGGUUUUUCUACUCUUUUUGUAACACUUGACGAGCAAUGAGCAACUUCUUUUGCAUGAUUUUCUAGAUUCUUUGAAUUCAUUCGUCUCUCUGAUGAUUUGAUUUUUUUUUUUUUUUGUUAACCACUUGCUGUAUCUGUUCGAUAGUCUAACAAAAUUACACGACUCAUGCAGAGUUAGACUUCCUUUUGAUGCUAUUUAAGACAAAAAUGCCACUAACAAUUCUCCCAUCACGAUAACCUGAACAGCAGGUGGGCACGCCUUACUUUCAAUCUGUGUUUCUUUGAUGAAGCUGUGAAAUGUACAGAAUGAUGCUGUAGAUGUUGUUACUUGAACUUUCCCCGGUCACACUACUCUGCAUUUCCUCUACUAUCUAUGAUCGCUUUGUAUUGGACAUUAAAGGGGUAUAUCAGCAAGUUUAAUAUUUCACAAGUUCAGAGACAGAGUCAAACAAAAACAGCAGAGGCUGAGAUGUUCUCACUUUUUCUCACUAAUUUGACUCAUAAUCCAUAAAUGUUGGAUCUUACGUUUCACAUAAUGCAGCUUAACAGCCUCUUUAAUUACAUUCUCCUUGCUUGUUAAAUGCCCAUAUUUUUCAAAGCUCCUCCAGAGCUACAGAACAUAAUAUACAACUGUUUUCAUUGGCUGAACAGGACUGAAUUUUGAUACAUAAAAUUUGUCAGAGUGCCCCUUUAAGAGUCCUUUUCCACUGAUUUGGAUUUAAGUUGUUUGGGGACGCAAGAUGGUGCAAAUGAAAGUAACCCAUCAGUUUCUGCAGUUCUGUCAGUUUUUGCUUUUUAUGAUGAUGCCUUGUGAACAAGUACAAAGACCCAUCAUUACUUUUUGUUUUGUGUACAUAUCCUGUCUCAUAGGGCUCCAGCUAACGAUUAUUCUCAUUAUCAGUUAAUCUUCCCAUUAUUUUCUCAAUCGAUUAAUCAUUGUCUUUGAAAUGUCAGAAAAAUUGUUAAAAAGCAUGUUAUAAUUUUCCAGAACCCGAGGUGACGUCUUCAGGUGACUUGUUUUGUCUGAUUAACUGUCAAAAACCCAAAGAUAGUCAGUUUACUUUCAUAUAAGACAAAUGAAAACAUCAAAUCCUCACAUUUUAGAAGCUGUAACCAGCAAAUGUUUGACAUUCUUGCUUAUAAAAUAACAAAAAAGAGUAUUCACCUAUCAAAGCAGUUACUGAUUAAUCUUCUGACAAUUGACUAAUCGAUUAAUGAUCAUUGCAGUUCUGAUGUUAUGGUUUUCCAAACAAGGACAAGCUUUUUGGAAACUGUGUCAUGAAAUAGCAAAAUGUGUUUAGUCAGGUGUUGCAUAAUAGAUUUGUUUUGUUCCAGUGGCAAUGCAGUCAUACUGUUUGACUUUUAGUUUGUUAAGUUUAUAAAAUAGUAAAUUAUAACUAUCAAAUCCCGAGUCCAAGCUGAUGUCUUCCAGUAGUUUGUUUUGUGCUAGAAACAGUCCAAAACCCAAAGAUAUUCAGUUAACAAUGAUAUAAAAUAGAGAAAAACUGUGAAUCCUUGCAUUUAAGAAGCUGGAACAAGUGAAUGUUUGGCAUAUUUUCGUGAAUAAUGAUUAACUUAUUGUCAAAAUGGAGAUAAACCGAUUGUUUCAGAACUAAAACCAAUUCCCUGCUUAUAACUGCAAUUGUAAAUGUGCACCCAGACACAGGCAGAGAGAAUAAUCCUCUGAUGAUGACAUGAGGCUGAACAGGAGGACUUGCAUCUUUUGCAUGUUAAAUGAGUGUUUAUGUUGCUGUCUGCAGGGCAUUUAAAAUUCAGUCUAUCAUGUAAACUCUUAAACAGACAGUGCACUACAAAUUUGACAGUUUCCUCUUAAAGGGUCUUUCUCUGAGUUGGCUCGAAGGUACGUUUGGAGUGUACUGUCCUUUUAAUCAAAGCUGCAUGAAGUAGCUGGUGAUACAGCAGCUUUGAAAUGAGCAAAAUUUACCAAAAGUCCCAUUAACAGUUCUUUUUUUUUUUUUUUUUUUUUACCAUUAAUAAACCUAUAAAAACUGUGAGCUGUGUAUUAUAAUAGCCACUGUGCUGUAAUCCUGAAUAUUCUGCAAAAACACAUAAUAACAAAUGAGCUUUGAGAUGCUAAAUAUGAUAAAAUUUGCAGUUAAUUCUUGUACAAACAGUUCUUUUCUGAAACCUGCCAAGCUACUGUGAGCGUGCUGCCAUUCAUCAUCCAGCAAAAACCAGACGUGUUCUUCUUCACAUUCCUCUUCUUUUUAAACUGACCUUCGCAUGUGUCCUGUGGAAACUUUGUACCUCUGACAGCCAUGAAAAUAUACUUUUAUCAGCAUCUAAAAAAUAUUUUAGAUGAAAUAUUUACAGUCAAUAAAAACAACAGCGGGUACAAGGUGUUUUAGCAGGAUACCAACAUGUCAAAUCCAUGUAAAUCUGUGUGUUUUUACCAUGUUGUAUAUGUUUUAAUAACCAAUGGCAGUACUUCUUUCCAUAUUGUUGUGCACAUCUUUUUUUUACUUUGAAUGUUGUCGGACACUUUGUGAACAAAAUACAUUUUUUUCUUCUUCUUCCAAGAUAUUGUUCUAAUAAAAUAAGCAGCAACA
This is a messenger RNA of Toxotes jaculatrix (banded archerfish), 7915 nucleotides long. RefSeq names its product formin binding protein 1-like (gene fnbp1l). The transcript has 17 exons. Gene Ontology annotation, biological process: signal transduction. Bases 105 to 1967 code for a protein of 620 amino acids. Gene Ontology annotation, molecular function: protein binding. Lineage: Eukaryota; Metazoa; Chordata; Actinopteri; Toxotidae. The record is from RefSeq and is a predicted model, not a curated record.